AUGAGGAAACUCAAAUACCAUCAGUACAUUCCCCCCGACCAGAGAGCCACGGCCGGGACUGCCGGGGGAGGRGCCAGUCAGAGGAGCYCCACCCCAGCCCAGCUCUUAGACCCCGCCUACUCCAGCCUCCUGCAGMAACAGCAGGUGUUCCUCCAGCUGCAGAUCCUCCAGAACCAACAGCAGAACCAGCAGCAACAGGACCAGCAGCAACAGCAGCAGCUCACCGUCACAUCCAGCGGAGACACCAACCAAAUGGUGAGGUUCUCUGGAGCCAUGCACCAGGACCCUCAGCCUGUAUCCAAGGCAACAAACCACACCUCUGUGGACACAAGUCCCUCCAACAAGUCUGAGCUYCUCCCACCUAACCUGGUCGACCUCACGGUGUCUGAGUUGCGACAGCAGCUGCGUAAGCGAGGUCUUCCUGUCUCCGGCACCAAGCCCGCCCUCCUCCAGAGGCUCCGCCCUUUCCAGCUGCCCCACCUGUGUUUGACCCCUGUGCCCCUCUGCCAGCUGGGUACCAGCCUGGAACCCCUUACCCCCACCUCCUUGCUCACCCCCAGCCACUACCCCAGCUCCAGCUCCAGCUCCAGCUCUGGAACUGAUUCCCCCACCAACAGCCCUAACCAUCAGGUCUACAUCCAGUCCACUGGAGUUCUGAGCGGGGUUCCAAACGGAAUUGUUAAUGGCAUUCUGAAUGGUAAUACUAAUGGUAAUACUAAUGGAAUAGGGGUCAGUGUGGUGGGGGAGCAGUGUAGCUUCCUGGCCCCUGUGUUAACCCCAUCAUCGACACCCAGCCCCGGUCUCCCCCCAYGCUCCUCUUCGCCACUGUCGACUGGCRCCUCCUGGCGGUCGGAACAGGAGCAGCAGGAGCUGAGCCUGGAGCURGAGAUGAGGGAGAGGAUGAGGAGCAGGCCCAGGGAGAGGCUAUCUCCUCCUCUGUCUCUAUCCUGUGGGGGUUCCCUCCAUCCCUUCCUGCAACAGGAUCCCAAGAUGGCCCAGAGAGACACCAGAGAGGGAAGGACAGACAGAGAUCCUGUUCACACAGUUCUGCUGCAGCCGUGGGAUGUGAUUGGCCAGGACUUUGAGCUGCCCAUGCAAUCACAGCCAGUCCCAUUCAAGCCCCACCCAGCGUCCGAGUCUGGAGGAGGAGCUGCAGAGGCCAUUAACAGGAGUACUGGUGACCCUGUCAAGUAA
This is a messenger RNA of Salvelinus sp. IW2-2015, 1194 nucleotides long. NCBI's taxonomy places the organism in Eukaryota, Metazoa, Chordata, Actinopteri, Salmoniformes, Salmonidae. The record is from RefSeq and is a predicted model, not a curated record.